Messenger RNA from Cherax quadricarinatus, 645 nucleotides. NCBI's taxonomy places the organism in Eukaryota, Metazoa, Arthropoda, Malacostraca, Decapoda, Parastacidae. The record is from RefSeq and is a predicted model, not a curated record.
AUGCCUCUAACAGAGACGAUGCAAGAUGGACACGGAGACAAGGACGGUGGUAGUGGUGAGUUCUGGGACGUAGACUUGGAAGCAGGGCGCUCCUCCAGUGGAGAGGACGCUGAUGGAGGAAGGAGUGUGGAAGACGAGGCGGGGGAGGGAACGACGGCCAAGAGAGAGACUGUGGUACUGAGGUUAGGGGAGGGUAAGCUGAGCGGUCCCAUGAGGUUUAUCACCUGCUACGCUUCCGUCUUCACCUUCGUCGUCAUGAUCGCCUUCAUUGUCUGGUUGUUGAUCAUCUCUCCACCCUUCACGGUGGAGCCGGAGAUGCUGCCGGGUAGAGGAGACUCGAACCCAGCUCCCCCAGACAUCACCCGCACCACACUCAUCCCCACCAACACGGAAACGCCGGAAUUUAGCGCAGAUUUCAACCAAGCCUGAAUCAUCUGGUCUGCCUCAGGCUUCACGUUCCUCUCAUAUAAUCACAUCCUGUAACUUAUUUUUUGUUUUAAAGAACAGGCGAUAAAUGGUGUAAGGCAAAAACCUGGAGCCAUAGAAACGUGGAGAUUACCUCCUUGUCGGAGUUCAUAUUAUUGAUCCUAAAAAAUCUCUCUCAAACAUAAACAAGAGACAUUUAUUAAAAUGACGUUUCGCCCA